This is a messenger RNA of Hevea brasiliensis (rubber tree), 1515 nucleotides long. RefSeq names its product disease resistance protein RPV1-like. The record is from RefSeq and is a predicted model, not a curated record. Bases 1 to 1515 code for a protein of 504 amino acids. NCBI's taxonomy places the organism in Eukaryota, Viridiplantae, Streptophyta, Magnoliopsida, Malpighiales, Euphorbiaceae. Gene Ontology annotation, biological process: defense response. Gene Ontology annotation, molecular function: ADP binding. The transcript is spliced from 3 exons.
AUGCACAAGGGGAAAUCAGUAAAGAUAUGUAAUGUAGAUGAGGGAGUUAUGAAGAUCAAGGAUGCUAUGUGUUGCAGGAAAGUUCUUAUUGUUCUUGAUAAUGUGGAUAAUCCGGAACAAUUCAAAUCCAUUAUCGGUGAGCAAGAAUGGCUGUCCUCGAGAAGUAAAAUCAUCAUAAAAACUCAAUUUAAGAGUUUGUUAACUAAAGGUCGUUGGAAACUUCACAUUGAGCCAUUGAAUGCUAAUGAGUCGCCUAAGCUCUUUGCCUUGCAUGCUUUUGGACAAGAAGAUCAUCCUGAAAAUUUCAACGAGCACUGUGAAUGUGUAUUGAGGUUUUGUGAUGGUCUUCCAUUAGCUCUUUGUGUUUUAGGCUCCUUUCUCGGUUGCAGAAGUACAGAUGAAUGGAAAAGUGAAAUUGAAGAACUGCAAGAAAUUCCUGGUAGUCAAAUUCAGAAGGUUCUUAGAAAAAGCUAUGAUUCUCUGCAAAAUGAUCGUCAUAAAGAAAUAUUUCUUCACAUAGUUUUUUUCUUUAUUGGGUGGGAUAAAGAUGUUGUACUUAAAAUUUUAGAUGGCUGUGGCUUCAAAACAAAUUCGGGAGUUCAAAGUCUCAUGGAUAGAUGUCUCAUUGAAAUCAAUGAAAGUAACAAGCUUACGAUGCAUCAAUUGGUUAGAAACAUGGGUAGAGCAGUCGUUCUCCAAGAAUCUCCUGAUGAACCGGGGAAUCUUAGUAGAAUAUGGAAUCAUAAAGAGGCGUUUAGGGUGUUGACAGAAAAAACAGGUACCCAGACAAUUAAGGGCCUCAUUCUUGACAUGCAUAUGUUAAGAGAAGAGAAACAUGUCAGACCAAUUUCAAAUUAUGAAAAUCAUAUUUAUGAAAAUUCUGUGGAGGAAUCAAUGCUUGGUUGUGAAGAUAACUAUUCAAUGUUUAAUUGUCUUGGUGGCUUUUGGCAACUGAUCAUGAAUUGUAUCUCAAAAACUUCGUUUACCUCAUCAGAUGUGAUCAAAACAGAGGCAUUUGCAAAUAUGCGCCAAUUAAAUGUGCUUCUGCUCAAUGAUGUUAAGCUUGAUGGAGGAUAUGAAGAUUUUCCAAAACACUUGGUGUGCCUGCGUUGGCUCAGACUCCCUUUGAGCUCUAUGCCAACGUGUUUAAAUGUGGAGAAACUUGUUGUUCUUGAUAUGCGGCAUAGCAGGCUAAAAGAUGCUUGGCAGGGAAAGUUGUAUGAUGAUUUUCCCACGGAUCUUCAUUUGCCUUCUUUGAAACAUUUAGUUCUGCGUGAUAACUCAAUUCGUACUAUAUCGGCUGAAUAUCUUGGAGGCCUGAGCCUCCCUUCACUCGAAUAUCUUGAUUUAUCGCGGUGCAACAGCCUCGACGUUAUUGUACAGGUUCCUAUUAAUAUAGAGGAACUGUAUUUGAUAAAGCGUAGGCUAAUUACACGUCUGUCGGACUUGCUGAGUGUUGGAUUAGAGGACAUCUCCGGUGGCCGUGAAAGUCUAGCCAGCUAUGAAAACAGGUAA